Molecule: messenger RNA, 889 nt
Organism: Melozone crissalis (California towhee)
Lineage: Eukaryota; Metazoa; Chordata; Aves; Passeriformes; Passerellidae
Product: acyl-coenzyme A thioesterase THEM4-like
Exons: 6
Coding region: 39-716 (225 amino acids)
Source: RefSeq, a predicted model, not a curated record
AUCACGGUGACAUCUGACAUCUCGGUGCCACCCCGGCCAUGCUGCGCGGUGCGCGGGCGGUGGCCCUGUUCCUGUCCCCUGUCCCGUGUCCCCGGCGCCGCUGCCACCGUCCGUGUCCCCCCCCGCGGGACCUGGCUGUCCCCAACCCCGGCUGGAGCGAGCGCAUGAGGGAGCGGCACCGGGAGCUGCUGCAGCAGGCGCGGGACGAGGGCUGGACACGCGUGCCGAGCUACCGGAGAUUCCACCCGCAGAUGCUGGGGCUGCCCGGUGACGGUGACAGGGACAGGGACACGCGGCAGUUCCCGAGGGCCAUCGAGGGGGACGGGGACGGCUUCGAGUUCGUCACGUUCCUGAGUGUCCCCAAGGGCCGCCUGCGCUGCCUGUGCCAGCUGGGGCCCUUCCUGGAGGGACACCCGGGGCUGGCGCACGGCGGUGCCAUCGCCACCCUCAUUGACACCUCGCUGGGGACGCUGGCGCUGGCGGUGGCCGGGCGGGUGGUGACGGCCAACCUGAGCAUCGACUACCUGGAGCCUGUCCCCCUGCUCUCGGUGCUCCUGCUCGAGGCGUUCCUGCAGCGCCACCAGGGCCGGAAGCUCUUCCUGAGCUGUGACCUGUGGGACGCUGAGGGGACAACGCUGCACGCCAAGGCCACCGGGCUCUUCAUCCAGCAGGACCCGCCCAAGGAGCCACCACGGGGAGGGGACAGUGGCCGGUGACUGUCACCCGUGUCACCUGUGCCACCUCCUGUGCCACCUGUGUCACCCUCGGUGCCCUCCCUGUCCCCCAGUGCCACCCUGGCUCUCCUUCAGCCACCCCUGGGUGUCCCCAAAUGUCCCCCCCUCCAUGUCCCCACGUGUCCCCGUGCCCAUCACGGCCGCUGCCACCACCC